Messenger RNA from Alternaria postmessia, 2577 nucleotides. RefSeq lists its product as uncharacterized. The transcript has 5 exons. NCBI's taxonomy places the organism in Eukaryota, Fungi, Ascomycota, Dothideomycetes, Pleosporales, Pleosporaceae. The coding region runs from base 1 to 2577 and encodes 858 amino acids. The record is from RefSeq and is a predicted model, not a curated record.
AUGUCGUCCGUAACGUUCUUCCUAGCAGGAAAAGUUCUCAUCACACUAACACCACAAAUCAUCCGUAAUCUAGCUGCAUCGCUGAUACCCUCUAACGAUCAUUUCUUCUGGUGGCCAAUCUAUCGCCUCUUCCAACAAAACUUCUAUCCACUGUCCUUCCUCUUCCUCUUCCUACUACGAUACAUCCGAGUUGUCACUAGUCUGUACGGCACAUAUAGAUACCGGCCUGUACCCAUACCUCUAUCGCCCACCUACCACACCACCGAUGUCACAGUCAUCAUCCCCACAACGGACCUCAUGUCCCCAACACUCCACCACGUCAUCCGCACGAUCCUCUCUCAAAUCAUCCCCAAACUCAUCAUCUCCACUGCAGGAAUAGAAGCCGCAGAACAAUCCAAUGCAUUCAGAGCCUUGUUCUCAGAAGAUGGCCAGCGCAUCAUCGUCUCUCAUCGCAUCAAAGCCUCGCGUCGCGAACAAACCGCCCAAGCCCUCAAACAAGUCUCGUCACGUCUCGUAAUACUGCAAGACGACCACACAUACUGGCCCGCAUCACGCGCAUUCGUCGCCUCCGUGCUCGCGCCCUUUGAAGAUGCGCACGUCGGUGCCGUGAGCGCAGAUUUAGAAGCCAGGCACCACGCGCACCCGGCGUGUUCUUUGCGCGGAUUCUGGAAUUUCAUGGGCAUGGCCUACCUGGUACGUCGCUCGUACGAGUACCGCGGUACCUACGGCAUCGACCGUGGUCUAUCCACUUUGCCCGGUCGCUUCGGCGUCUUCCGCACCGCCAUCUAUGCUUCUCCGCUGUUCCUCGAGGCCUAUCUCAACGAGCGCUUACCGUUCAUGCAAGAGCCGCUCAACGCAGACGACGACAAGUUCCACACGCGCUGGCUGGUUGAACAUGGUUGGGAUGUCGGACUGCAGGCUGGGCCGGAUAGUCUGAUGACGACGGAAUUGGAUGCGACUUUGAAGUCGGCGUCUAAUCUCUUCUUAGAAGCCAACGUAGGCGAUAAACUAGGGCAUGUUAUUCCCGUUCUGUUUGAGUUUUCUAUCGUAUACGGUGCCGCUAAUGUCCCUAGAGGCAAAUUUCAAAACAUCAACUCCAGCAAUUGCAUUCUGCGUACGACAGGCACUACAAUGGACGAUAAAGCCAAGGAAUUUCUGGCUAAUGUGGAAGGCGGAAUCGUGCCAGUGACAUGUCACGAUGAUGUCUUGCGGAUCGCAUACAUUGAUAUCGAUGAGGGGCUGUGGGACGGCCAGGGCGUAUUCGAUGUUGUGGAGAAGCUGCACGCGCAUGGCUGGUCUUUUGGUGAGGACGAGCUCCGCUUUAAUCGUACCUUAGAUAUAUUUUAUCUCGCCCAGAUCGCAGCAGCCUACUACCACUGGACCGACCAACUAAAUGGAGACGACCCUCUCACCUUCUCAGACUUCGACGCCUUCUACACUGCGCACCAUGCCCUCUUGAAUCCCACAGCCUGGCGCUCCUACUACUCCACCGCAUUCCUUACCCAACCCAACACAGCACGCUUCUACCGCAUGCCCGACCUCCAGGAUCUUCCGGACUCGUCCUCCCCACUGUGUCUGCCGCGUGAUAAUCCGGUAUCCGAACACGUCCUAAAGCUCCCCCGCUGGGCUUAUACUGUGGGGCGGACUUGCCACAGGCAACCGUUCCUUCCAUUUGACACGAUUACUGAAAUAGCCCUCCGCACGCUUGACACAGCCUUGACACGCCUACACACGGCCUACCCCAGCACACCCCCCUUUUCGGAACCACAUGCGCGCUUCUGGCUAGACGAGUACUACAAACCUCCCAUCACAGAAUCGAAACAAGAAGCGUUGUCCACGAACACCAACACCCAGCUGGAGGGAGAGGAGAAGAUCCCUUCAUCUUCAAGCCCUACAUCUGCCCCACCGCCUCGCAAGGACAACCGCGAAGCAUGGGGGCCCCAUCACUUUGGGCUCAAUGUCGCGUCGGGAUUGUAUGAUAUACACAGUUUGGAAGCACAGUACCUCGCACAGGUUUCUUCGGGUAAGGUUGUCGAACCAGAACCUAGCAAGCCGGUGUUUUUCUGGUGUGGGAUACCGGAUGGAGGGACUGCAGAUCAAGCGUUGCAGAGGGGGUGGCAGGAAGAGAUUGGGAGUGAGGAGGAGGUCGAGUUCCUAGCCGUUGUUGCGAUGGAGGAGACAGCCGGACUAGGAGCUGGAGCAAUCAAGGUGGAUGAGUUGGACUGUUCAAUCCGGUCACAUAUCCUACUAGCAGUCAUGCAGGCUGCGUUGAUAGAGAACAUGCAAGAGAGAGAGCGUUUCUUGGGGAAGCUGGAGAGGCGGAUGGUACAAAAGGGGAGGAUUGGUGAGGAAAGAGCAGGGAGGUGGGUUAGGGAGGCGUUGGAAAUUAUGGUGCCUUAUGUACGCGUGUGGCAAGGCAAAUGGCCUGGUGCAGAGAAGAGAGGGGAAAUGCUGCGCCGGAUCUUGGUGGAGAAUCCACUGCUCUUUGCACGCUGGAAGUUGUCGCCUGUUUUGAGGCAGUUCGCUUUUGACGACGCAAAAGUUGACUGUCUCGGCUGCCAAGCGGCGUACUGUUAA